Molecule: messenger RNA, 1102 nt
Organism: Danio rerio (zebrafish)
Lineage: Eukaryota; Metazoa; Chordata; Actinopteri; Cypriniformes; Danionidae
Gene: atg101
Product: autophagy related 101
Biological process (GO): autophagy
Cellular component (GO): phagophore assembly site; cytoplasm
Source: RefSeq, marked validated
AUCGACAUUUCACAAAUCAGGUAGACAUGUUAUAUAAACGCUCUCUAGUGGCUUAAAUUACAUUUAAUUUUCACCAUAACAUUAUUUAAUCCGUAUUUUUAUGUUGACCUCAUAUUCCUCCUGCAAGUUAGUCUGUUGUCGCUGUUUAGAAGCGGUGUUGACAAGCUGAGUGUGUGUUUGAUACAGCUGAGCUCAGAUCAGCAGAAAGGCCUUUUGUUUUCACAGCUGUUGAAGCGUAUUGUUGUCAUGAAUUGUCGGUCAGAGGUGCUGGAGGUGUCUGUGGAAGGUCGGCAGGUGGAUGAAGCCAUGCUGGGCCUCCUGCACACGAUCCUCCUGCACCGCAGCACGGGCAAAUUUCACUACAAAAAGGAGGGCACCUACUCCAUUGGCACUGUGGGCACUCAGGACGUGGACUGCGACUUCAUAGACUUCACUUUCGUGCGAGUGUCUUCAGACGAGCUGGACAGGGUCAUCAGGAAAGCGGUGGCCGAGUUUAAGGAUGCGCUUGGCAAUUCGGGCAGCGACGGCAUGGGUCAGAUCUCACUGGAGUUCUACCAGAAGAAGAAGUCACGCUGGCCCUUUUCAGACGAGUGCAUCCCAUGGGAAGUCUGGAGCAUUAAGGUAAACGUGGUCAAUUUGGCAAAUGAACAGGAGCGUCAGAUCUGCAGGGAGAAAGUUGGAGAGAAGCUCGGGGAGAAAGUCAUCAACAUCGUGGAGGUGAUAAACCGGCACGAGUAUCUCCCCAAAAUGCCCACACAGUCUGAGGUAGACAACGUGUUCGAUACCAGUCUGAAAGAUGUCCAGCCGUACCUGUACAAGAUCACGUACCAGAUCACGGAUUCGCUGGGCACAUCAGUGAGCACCACCAUGAGGAGGCUGAUUAAAGACACGCUGGCCUUGUGAAUAAACUCCUCCUGAUUAUCAUCUUGUAAUAUAACAAAGUCACAUUGCAUUGCUCCUCAGUGGGAUCUCGAAUACAUUCACUUGACUUUUCUGUAUGAUAAUGGCAUCUCUGCAUCAGCUAAUUGAAAUAUGCUUAUUAUUUAGUCGGAUACUUUUGUUGUUGUUUUUAUAAUAAAGUUUAAUUAUGUUCUCAAAAUUA